AUGAAAACGAUCUAUCUUAUAACAUUCAUACUUAUUAUAUUUACCAAUAUUGUUUAUUCAAAUUGGAUUCCACGUAAAGAAACCGACGAAAAUACCAAUAUAUGCGAUAGGCUUGAUGAAUACAUUAAUUCACCUUAUUCCAACGAAGAAUUUCUUAAUUAUUCGGACGUAAAAGUUUGCUAUGAAUCAACACCGUACAAUAAAACAAAGGCAAUUCAGGUAAUAGAGACAGUAAAAGAAUAUCUUAAAGGAUUCUAUGCGUUACUAGAUCAAGCAAAAGAAGAACAAAAUCCAGGAUUUGCAUCAAGACCCAUUGAUCUAAUAUCUGAAUUAGAUUUGGUGUUAAAGAAUAAUUAUUCAUAUGAAUUUCAAUUUAUCUACGAUGUUGUAGAUCUUAUUAAAGAAUUGAGAGAUGGACACACUCGGCUGGAAUCUGAUAAUUAUCACAAGUACAAUUUUCAGCACGGACUUUCUAUGUAUUCUGCGAUUAGGAAAGACGGCACGCAGCAAAUUAAAGUUUUUAAUGACAUAAAAGACCCUAGAAACAUCGAUUGUCAAGUUAUAGAUAUAGAUGACAAGCCAGCAAUUGACGUAAUUACUGAAUUUGCUAAAAAUCAUACAAAUUUGUCAAGAGAUUUGAGUGCUCGAUUUAAUUCAGCUCUCGCAACACUUGCUUUUGGAGUUAGAGAAUUUUAUAUUGCAGGACAAUUAUUCACAUCUCGAACCCAAUUACCAAAAAAUCCAAGUAUUUCUUACACUCUUAAUUGUGAUGGUAAAAUUUCUAAAAUUACUCGAGAAUGGCAAGUUCCUAUUAAAUAUGUUCCAUAUGAAUCUCCAUAUAUCAAUGGGACUACAGUAGGAAAUGCAACAUUGAUCUUUGAUGCGUUCAUUGCCAGAUUUUAUGUACUACAAGAUUUCGGCGUGGUCUUAAUCUCAACCGAAGCUAUUUUAAAUGACGAUGACUCAGACAUUGAAAACUUUGAAUAUCGUUUAUUGUCUAAUAUAGCCGUUGGAUUUAAGUUAUUUGCAGACAAAGGAAUAGAAAAGAUUGUUUUUGAUUUAAGCAAUAAUCCUGGUGGCCAAGUUAUUGUUGCGCACUACAUAAAUAAACUCUUAUUUCCAGACAUACAAAAUUUUCCACUGAGCUUUAAGGUUAAUAAUAUUUCUAUUCCACUUAUAAAAGAAACUUCAAAGCUUAAAAAGGAAAUUGGAAAUAUAUUUCAUUAUAAGUCAUUUAUUUCAGUAAAGACAAAUUCUCCAUUUGAUAGCGUUAUAGACUUUAUUGGAAAUAAUACAUAUAUUCGUGGAGGUGAACAGGUUAACUACACUUCAAAAGCAUUUUUUAAUGACACUGCACUUUAUUAUGGAGUUUUAAAACUUCCAAUACCACCAAAACUUCCUUGGACUGAAAAAGAUAUUAUAAUUUUGACAAAUGGAUUAUGUCAAUCAUCAUGUGCUAUUUUUACUCAAAGAUUAGCUGAAAUUAAUGUUCCCACCAUAGCAGUUGGUGGAUUUCCGAAUACUCGAUUUUCUUUUGCUCAAUAUGCUGUUGGACAGGCAAUGGAUAGUUCUAACAUUAACGAUAUACUUAACCAACUUAAAAAUCUUGAUAGUUCCUUAGUUUCUAAAUUAUCACUUCCUUCAAAUUUAACGUUGUAUUUUACUAUAGCUGAAGCCUAUAGCAUUAAAAAUCCAAAUGAGGUUAUGGAUUAUGCUUUUAGACCUGCAGACUAUCAGUUAUAUUAUGAUGAACGGAGUGCUAGGGAUCCGAGUCAUUUAUGGAUGCAGGCUGCAAAAUAUUUCAAAAAGUAA
This is a messenger RNA of Dentiscutata erythropus, 1812 nucleotides long. Lineage: Eukaryota; Fungi; Glomeromycota; Glomeromycetes; Diversisporales; Gigasporaceae. The record is from the annotation of a GenBank genome assembly.